AAAAUACAAAUCAUAGUUAGUAGCAUUUUAGUUUUCGAUGAAUAUGACAGGAACAAGUUCCCCUUGUGGCGCCUGCAAAUUCCUGAGGCGAAAAUGCGUGAGAGGUUGCGUUUUCGCCCCAUAUUUCUGGCACGAGCAAGGCGCCGCGCACUUCGCAGCCAUUCACAAGGUCUUCGGAGCUAGCAACGUGUCGAAGCUCCUCGCCCACCUCCCCGUCUCCCACCGCUGUGAGGCCGCUCUCACCAUCGCCUACGAAGCUCAGGCCAGGCUUCAAGAUCCCAUCUACGGCUGCGUUUCCCACAUCUUCGCCCUUCAACAACAGGUUGUGAAUCUGCAAGCACAGGUGGCUUGUCUCAAGGAACAAGCAGCUCAUUCCAUCAUAACUGCAGCAAACCCUAAUGGGAAAUUCUACCCUGAUUUACCUCAGAAUCAGGGGUAUUUAGGAGGUGAGAAUUCUGGUUUUGUGGAAGAGAAUAAUGAGUCGUUUGGGAGCGAGAUGCAAUGGCCGUUUCAAGAUGAUCUGCACUCAGUUCCAUUCAGAUAUAUUCACCAUUAA
This is a messenger RNA of Salvia splendens (bonfire salvia), 556 nucleotides long. Its product is annotated as LOB domain-containing protein 29. Bases 38 to 556 code for a protein of 172 amino acids. The transcript is spliced from 2 exons. The record is from RefSeq and is a predicted model, not a curated record. Gene Ontology annotation, cellular component: nucleus. Lineage: Eukaryota; Viridiplantae; Streptophyta; Magnoliopsida; Lamiales; Lamiaceae. Gene Ontology annotation, biological process: positive regulation of DNA-templated transcription; hormone-mediated signaling pathway.